This is a messenger RNA of Trifolium pratense (red clover), 1461 nucleotides long. RefSeq names its product cytochrome c1-2, heme protein, mitochondrial-like. Lineage: Eukaryota; Viridiplantae; Streptophyta; Magnoliopsida; Fabales; Fabaceae. The record is from RefSeq and is a predicted model, not a curated record. Gene Ontology annotation, biological process: mitochondrial electron transport, ubiquinol to cytochrome c. Gene Ontology annotation, molecular function: electron transfer activity; heme binding. The transcript has 8 exons. The coding region runs from base 189 to 1106 and encodes 305 amino acids.
GCUACAACGAUAGAAGCGUUAAUCUCUUUUGGGUCCCAAACAAACACCUCCCUCCCAUCCUCUCUUGAUUGACUCUCUUCUUCAAAUCAGCAGCCCCUCGCUCUCUCUCUCUCUCUCUCUCUCUCUCUCUCUCUGCUGUUUCUCCCUUCGAUUCGAUCCCAAUCGCUCUUCCAUUUCUGUAAACGGAGAUGGCUGGAGUUAUUCAACAGUUAUUGAGGAGGAAACUCCAGUCUCAUUCUCUGAGUCCUUCUGUAUCAUCCAUUGUCUCAAAGAAAGACGGUCCUGGCUCUACCGGCAGCAGCUCCUUAAGAGCCCUUGCUUUAAUAGGAGCUGGUGUCUCAGGUCUUUUGGGUUUUGCAACAACAGCAUCAGCUGAUGAAGCCGAGCACGGCCUUGCAUCUCCACACUAUCCAUGGCCUCACGAGGGCAUCCUCAGUUCAUAUGAUCAUGCUUCGAUUCGUCGUGGGCAUCAAGUUUAUACCCAAGUCUGUGCUUCCUGCCAUUCUAUGUCUUUGAUAUCAUACCGUGAUUUGGUUGGUGUUGCUUACACAGAAGAAGAGGUAAAGGCUAUGGCUGCUGAGAUUGAGGUGGAAGAUGGCCCUAAUGAUGAGGGCGAGAUGUUUACACGCCCUGGUAAACUCAGUGAUCGCUUUCCUCAGCCAUAUGCAAAUGAAUCAGCUGCUAGGUUUGCUAAUGGAGGAGCCUAUCCUCCGGAUCUAAGUCUUAUUACCAAAGCUCGUCACAAUGGUCAGAACUAUGUGUUUGCCCUCCUAACCGGUUAUCGUGACCCCCCUGCUGGAGUUUCGAUCAGAGAAGGAUUGCAUUACAAUCCUUAUUUUCCUGGUGGAGCCAUUGCCAUGCCUAAGAUGCUUAAUGAUGGCGCUCUUGAGUAUGAAGAUGGUACCCCGGCUACAGAAGCUCAGAUGGGGAAAGAUGUUGUGUCAUUUUUGUCUUGGGCAGCAGAACCCGAGAUGGAAGAGCGAAAACUGAUGGGAUUUAAAUGGAUAUUUGUACUAUCAUUGGCAUUACUUCAAGCUGCGUAUUAUCGUCGUCUAAGGUGGUCUGUUCUUAAGUCUCGCAAGUUGGUUCUUGAUGUUGUCAACUAAGCUGUCUUCAAGUUUCGUUUUUUAUUUAUAAAAAAGAUUAUUAUUGGCAAUAAUUUUGCCAAUUCUCGUGUCAAAUUUGUUGGAGAAAUUUACAGAAGCAUGUUCUGUUUUUGUUUGAAGUAGAAAUAAAGCUGCUCCAUAUAUGUGAGAUACGUUUUACUGCCUCUCCCUCUUCUCAAACGUGUGUAUUUGUUACAUACUCUAGGACCCUCCAUACACUUUAAUCUGGAAUUUUAGAUUAUUGAUAAGUGAUUGGGGUUUAUUUUUGGUUAUAUUCACUAUUCAGUAAAGAAAAAAAAGGAAGUGUUGGAAUGUUUCUUGUUUGAAAUUGGAAACAAGGUUCCCUUUUGAUUAA